UAUUUAUGAGAACUGUGAUAUGUUAUCUCAACAGAAAGUGGGAGGAUCGCUGUAAACACUGGGUCAAUGUGAGCAUGGGCGGACUGACAACUCAUGGGGCCCCCGGGCAAUAGGGGAUCAUGGGGCCCCUGUGUCCUUGCCCAAACUCAAAAAAACCUAUGAAAAAGGUACCAGGGGCAUCGCAUGGGGCCCCCUACUGACCCCAGGCCCCCGGGAAGUGCCCGAGUUUCCAAAUGGUCAGUCCGCCCCUGAAUGUGAGU
Molecule: messenger RNA, 260 nt
Organism: Staurois parvus
Lineage: Eukaryota; Metazoa; Chordata; Amphibia; Anura; Ranidae
Source: the annotation of a GenBank genome assembly